AUGGAGACGCAUCCGUUGCUGUCUCCCAGCAACUCGAACGAAGUUCAACAGGGGUCCUUCGCCCAGGGUGUUGCUACCAGGAAGAAGAGAGGUUCGAAGUAUUGGCCCUUCUGGCUGGGCAUAUUUACAGGUCUGUGCACUAUAUUAGUGGUUGUGGGUGUGUCGUUUUCACUCCAAAGCAGGAUCCCGAGCGAGAAGGCUCUGCAGUCGAACGUUGUCGAGAUCACGAAUGUCGAUAUUGAGAAGGUUACGCUGGAUGGGUGGAGGGUCCCAGGUAAAGAGGGUUUGGACACCGAGGGAGGUAAGUUCUUGCAGAUAAGCGCCAGGGUGAACGUAUUCUUGAACUACGACGCUUUGAACGAGAGCAAAGUGCAAAUGACUUUUGAGCAACAGAAAUGGUUCAAAUGGACCAGCGAGAACACAGUCAGGACGCUGUGCAUUGAUGUCAACAACGCUACGACGUUUGGCAGGAAGCCAGACGGGAAGGACGAUGUGUUAGCAGGUGUCUACAUCCAACACCCGGUGUGUAUCGAUCUACACAAUGGGACCGUCACCAGCUUAAACGUCACGAUUCUGGUUGAGCCACACAUGAAGAACGUUCUCAAGAUAAUCAAAAAAAUCUGGAAACAAGAUUACCAAGACUUGAACUUGUGGUCCACACUGGAUAUUUCGCUGUCGAAAAAUGUCGGGAGUCUUGGGUAUCUACAUUUAUUCAGGUUGCCCAACAUCAAGAUCAACUGGAACGACAUCAUAGACUGGGACAAACUUAGUAAUCGGUUACAAUAUUUUCGAGACCAAAUUGAAAACGAUAUUAACGUCAGCAAUAUCAGAAUGGUCGAUACGGAAAAGGGAUUCGAUGUUAGGAUGGGGGUCGACCCCAUGGAAAACCCGCUUUGGCAUUUUUUAGAUGAUUUCUCGUGGUUGGAGAUUCCCCAGGCUGUAAUUCCUCCUCUUAGUUGGGUUUAUAAAGUAGCCGAUUGUUUCGGCGAUUUCUCCAUAAACCUCACUCACCUGUUAACUCACAGCAGUGCAGUAGACAUUGGCGCAAAGAAGAUUAGCCCUUCCAUGUCAAACUCAUUGACUGGACCCUUGCCCGACGAUUUUCUGUAUCAAGUUUGCUGGUCAGACGAAGAAAACACGGUGACACCCCUCACAAAAGUUUUGAAUUCGUUGUUUAACUCUUCUAACUAUCUGACCGUGGAGGCGAAAGCAGAGAUUUCCAACAGCAAACCAACCACGAGCGAUGAAACUGCUUUAAUUCCCAGCGAUAUUUUGAGCUCUAUUUUGGAAGAUGUCUCUUACUUCCCCGUCAAACAAAACGUUACUUUUAACAUGAGCAGCUUGAUUGAUGAAUUCUUCAUAGAUGGCAUGAGUCUACGUUGGAGCAACGGCAGAGUGUCAUUAGGCGGGACACUCGUUGGGAUUUUCGACCUAUCCUUCUACGAGACAAAUGAGGAAAGAAUACAUAUCACCCACAUAAAGGGGAAUAUGGAACUGUAUCAUAACGAUAGACACUUCAUCACUGUGCCUAUGAAAGUUUGGAGUAAUGCAACUUCCAAUAUAAUGCAUGACGAGGACAAUAAAAACGCAACAAUGCUAGAGUUGACUUUCGAUAUCGACGAUGAAUUUGUCCAAGUUACUAACCGCAUGGAAUUGACUAAGUGUUUCAACGAGAUAUUUUUUUCAGGUGAAACCUUGAUCACAUUUUCCAACGAUCUGGAUAUCGUUGUAGAAAGCUUUCUAGGAGACAUAGUAGUUACAGGGCUUAAAACUGAGGGCGAGACUGUUGUCCACUGA
Messenger RNA from Huiozyma naganishii CBS 8797, 1797 nucleotides. It is a transcript of the gene TAG1, whose product is annotated as Tag1p. The transcript has a single exon. The coding region runs from base 1 to 1797 and encodes 598 amino acids. Lineage: Eukaryota; Fungi; Ascomycota; Saccharomycetes; Saccharomycetales; Saccharomycetaceae. The record is from RefSeq and is a predicted model, not a curated record.